AUGUUUCCUAUACUCAAGCGACUCCCUUACUUUUUCAAAACAUGGGAGCACAAAAGCGAGCGCAAAGUUGAAUGGCAAUGGGCGUUUCUGAACGAUUUGUUGAUGCGUACAGAGAAACAAAUGAAUGCUGGAACGCCAAAUAUUGGACUGAUCAGGGCUCUGAUCGAGCAGCGACAAGGCAUGAGUGAAGCGGAGAAGGACCAAAAGUUUUUGGAUGAAAAGUCUAUCGCAUAUCAAGCUCAGACGUUGAUGGAAGCCGGAUCAGAUACAACUGCAAUCACGGCAAUGAACUUCUUGUUGGCCAUGGUAUUGCACCCCGAUAUCAUGCGCAAAGGCCAAGAGAGUGUCGAUGCUGUUGUUCCAGCCUCUCGUCUACCGGAAUUCGAGGAUUUGGAAUCUAUGCCAUACAUCAAUCAGAUUGUCAAGGAAGUCAUGCGCUGGCGCCCCGUACUUCCACUGGGUGUUCCUCACCUGAACACUACAGACGAUGAUUAUGAUGGAUACCACAUUCCUGCUAAUAGUAUGAUCGUUGGCAAUAUGUGGUUUAUGCAACAUGAUUCUGCCCACUACACGAAUCCCUCGGAAUUCAGUCCUGAAAGAUUCGAAGAGAGCAAAGGAAAGUCAGCAUUUGAGUCAAGUAUCGAAGCUGACGCGAUGGGCCGUGAUCAUUAUGUCUUCGGAUGGGGCCGUCGGAUCUGCCCUGGCAUGCAUUUAGCAGAAGCAAGUAUGCUAUUGCUCGUGUCCAGAAUACUUUGGGGUUUUGACCUCAGCACUGCUAAGGACAAAGAUGGCAGAGAUAUCAAGGUGACGGCUGAUCCUGAGAAGGCAUACACGCAUUCUGCUUUCGCAAACCCCAAGGCUUUUCCUAUGAGUCUCAGCCUGCGGUGCAAGGAAAGGGGUGAGGUUAUAAGGAAGUCGUAUCAGGAUGCUUUAAAGACGUGGUCAGAAAUGAAAUUAGAUUUAUUUCGAGAGGCUUAA
This is a messenger RNA of Akanthomyces muscarius, 978 nucleotides long. RefSeq lists its product as uncharacterized. The coding region runs from base 1 to 978 and encodes 325 amino acids. The record is from RefSeq and is a predicted model, not a curated record. The transcript has a single exon. NCBI's taxonomy places the organism in Eukaryota, Fungi, Ascomycota, Sordariomycetes, Hypocreales, Cordycipitaceae. Gene Ontology annotation, molecular function: heme binding; iron ion binding; monooxygenase activity.